UAGUAGCCAUCAACACGACACAAGCACAGAAGAGUGUUUGUAAAACGUCAUAUCUAUCCACUCACUCACUGUCUAGUGUGUGAUAUGACAUGAUAUGAUAUUGAUAUUACUUGGGGGGUAAAUUCUGAGGAAGAAGAAACCCUAACAAACCUAAACUCCGAUUAAAUUUGAAUCGUUAAACCCUAAACCCCCAAAUUGAUUCAUUCCGUUGGUCAUGGCUUCUUCAUCGAGUAGCGGAUUGACGUUCAAGCUGCACCCUCUGGUGAUCGUAAACAUCUCGGACCACUACACCAGGGUCAAGUCUCAGAUGAACCCAACCCACGCGCCAACGCACAACAACAACAACGCCAACGGCGGCGACGGCGUCGUUUCGCCGCUCUCCCCGCGGGUCUAUGGCUGCGUCAUAGGGGUCCAGAAGGGCCGCACCGUGGAGAUCUUCAACAGCUUCGAACUCCUCUACGAUCCUUCCUCCCACUCCCUCGAUCGCACCUUCCUCGAGAAGAAGCAAGAACUCUAUAAGAAGGUGUUCCCGCACUUCUAUAUACUGGGGUGGUAUUCGACUGGGAGUGAUGCAGAGGAAUCAGACAUGCAUAUUCACAAAGCUUUGAUGGAUAUCAAUGAAAGUCCAGUUUAUGUUCUUCUCAAUCCUUCUAUCAAUCAUUCUCAGAAGGAUCUACCUGUCAGUAUUUUUGAAAGUGAACUGCAUGUCAUAGAUGGGAUUCCACAACUUAUCUUUGUUCGCUCAAGCUAUACUAUUGAGACUGUUGAAGCAGAACGAAUAUCAGUUGAUCAUGUUGCUCAUCUUAAGCCAUCUGAUGGUGGUUCAGCUGCUACACAAUUGGCUGCUCACCUUACUGGAAUACACAGUGCCAUCAAAAUGCUUCAUAGCAGAAUAAAGGUGCUACAUCACUAUCUUCUUGCAAUGCAAAAAGGUGAUGUUCCUUGCGAGAAUUCACUAUUAAGACAAGUGUCAAGUCUCCUGAGAAGAUUGCCUGCUAUUGAAUCUGGCAAAUUUCAAGAUGAUUUCUUGAUGGAGUACAAUGACACCUUAUUGAUUAGUUACCUGGCAAUGCUGACCAACUGCUCAAGUGCUAUGAAUGAACUGGUGGACAAAUUUAAUAUUGCGUAUGAUAGGCAUAGCAGAAGGGGUGGACGAACUGCUUUUAUGUGAGAGCUGCUUGGUUGCUUAUUUCUGGCGGACAUCCUCAAGGCACUUUUCCAACUAGGCAUAUAUAUAUAUAUAUAUAUAUAUAUAUAUAUAACUCUUUGCUGGUUAGGCACAUGUUAUUGAAGCAUAGUAUUGCUUUGAUUUGAAGAGAAUAUGGAGAGGAAAAAAAUGGCAAGUCACCAUAUGACUGCCCCCUCCAAAGAAAAAAGAGAAAAUGGUAUUUGUUUUUGCAUUUCUAUAACAAGUUUGCGAUGUAGAGGGGGACAAAAGAGUUCAAGGACAUGAUGUGAAGUUUCAUUGUGAUUCUUUGUUGAGUCACCAUCCUUCAUUUUCGUGCUUUGUGGCCAAAUUCUUUUUGCAUGUCUUGGAUGAAUAGAACUUUUACUAGGUUAAGUGUCAUGGGAAUUUGUUGA
Glycine soja is the source of this 1581-nucleotide messenger RNA. RefSeq names its product COP9 signalosome complex subunit 6a-like. Gene Ontology annotation, molecular function: protein binding; metallopeptidase activity. Gene Ontology annotation, biological process: protein deneddylation. The transcript has 9 exons. Gene Ontology annotation, cellular component: COP9 signalosome. The record is from RefSeq and is a predicted model, not a curated record. Bases 215 to 1171 code for a protein of 318 amino acids. NCBI's taxonomy places the organism in Eukaryota, Viridiplantae, Streptophyta, Magnoliopsida, Fabales, Fabaceae.